CCUACCCUCCCCAUAGACAAACACAGCGAGAAGCACCCCAGUCCAGGGUACAUCCAACUGUCAGCUGACCAUGGUUUUGUUUCCAAGCCUGCCAUCGCUUCAUCUGUUGUUGGCGACGUCUGUAUCCCUGGCGCUCGUUGUGGAAGAUGAAAGGUGUCCCCCGGAAUAUUUUCGGCUGCCACACUACAAUACCAACUGCUUCUACAUCGGCUCAUCGACCACGUGGACGGACGCCUGGAAAAAAUGUCACAGUGACCUUGGUAUUGUGUACAGCUUCAAUGACCUGUCCACGACGAAGCCAGGCACUCCGUUUUCUUUCUACCUCAACAUAAAUGGUAUUAAUCGAACAUGGACCGGUAUACACAUACUUGAUGGGAAACUUAGAAUGGAUACUCUCGAGAACCCUGGCGAUAUUUCAGAGAGGAUAUAUUGGGGUCCUGGACAACCUGACGAAGGAGAGCCAGGAGACAGACAGUUGUGUACAUCAGCAACCUUCACUGGACCUGCUGAGACAAGAGAGCAAGAGACUCCUGAACCUCAAAGAUGGGAUUAUACACCAGUGUCACUCACCGACUGUGAUGCAGUGCGCCUACCAUACGUUUGUGUAACCGAACAACUUUUGAGACUUAAUCUCCAGAUAAUGUCGUCGUGUCCGCGCGGAUAUUACGGCUCCCCAUGGCUCCAACAGUGCUACAAGGAGCAAGGUCUUGCUACUUUUGAGGACGCAGACAAUGUCUGUACACAAGACGGUGGACGGCUAGCCCGAGUAGACUCCAUAUUCCACCAUAACGUGGUUUCCCGGGCAACCACUCAACUGAUGAUGGGUAUAACAGAAGAGGUGGAAAGUCCGGUAAGUGGGCCUACGUGGGUCGGUGCUGGUAGUUCGUGCAACGUCAUCGACAGACAGUGGUCCAGUAUGUCUUACCACUGGAACUGCGACUCAAGACUGCCGGGUUUAUGUGAAACACCCGCUGUUUAUGAAGAGAAGAUUGGCAUUACUGCUUCGGUACUAACAGAGCUCACUACACGUCCAAUUGGAAAGUCCGGCGAUUUGGAGGUUUUUCUACCCAAAGAGUCCAGAUUUCGCGAAGUUGCUCGACUGAACUGUAACUUCAAGGGUUAUAACCCUGAGAAACAUGGCGUGACAUGGUACCGUAAUGGUACCGCACUACCCGUGGUGAUGUAUUCAACGUCGAGGGACGGAGUCCAUCUGAACGUCUCUCUCGGUUUGCGAGACGCACCAAUAACAUUGGUGGGAUACUACUGGUGCGAAACCUUCAACAGGAACGCGACGAGGCUUGAACGUUCAAAUAACAUCUUCCUACGCUAUAUAGAUGAAGAUCUGCAUGCGGGGAGCAUUGAGCUCCAACAAACUGGACUGAUCCCUCCAAGCACUUAUAACAUGUUCAACUUAGCUGGGGUCGUCACUUUCGAUAUAGACAAGAUUGUGAAAGCUUAUAACAGCACCCCAAGGAACAUAUUUCCUGUCUUCAUACAUCCACUGAGAUUUAGAAAUGAUGGCGCAGUAUUGGAUUUCAUAUCAUACCAGUCUUCAAUAAUGACUGAUGGUUUUCUUGAUCAGAAGGAAAAUCUGAAAAUGACCAAAGAGGACUUACAGACAGGAUUUAGCAUUAAAAUCGCCCAGCGGAAUUUUUUCCAGCCCCGCACUCUUCAACUCAGAAGUAUUGAUUACUGUUUUGACUUCAAACAUGUGGUGGAGGAGACGGGCCAGGAGUUCCUGAUUCCCCAGACCAGACUCGGGGAGACAUUCUACUCUCCACAGCGCUGUCUUGUCAACAAUCGAGCGUUUGGUGAAAUCGAGUGCAAGGGGGACAAACUGUACGGCGCCUACUGGGGAGACUUCCAGCUUAAUCGUGUCUGCGACGUCCCUGAACUACCUGACUCCCCCAUAUCUCCAUCCCUAGAGAUACUGUCGAAGGUUGCUGUGACAGAUAAAAAUGUGGAGGAGGUCCUUCAGAAUGCUUCAACCAUCAUCAAAAAUACGACCUUGACCGUGAUCGACCUCCUUUAUGUGACAAGUAUAAUGGAAAACAGUGAGCAAGUACCGGAAAUCAACAUAAAUGCUGCUAAACGCUUUCUCGACAUAUACGAGACUGUUUUGGAAACAAGUGACAAAGUCCUGGUGGAAUCCCAAACAUUAGGCAAAGUUGCCAACAGGGUUCUAAAGGCAACGGACAUGGCGAUGGGAAAACUGAAGACACAGCCAUCUGGCCAACAAAAGCUUGUUUCAGACACUAUUGGUACGGAGGUAUGGGAAACAACAGGGAUGGGUUCAGGUAACCUAAGAAUUGGUCUGCAGCUCAUAGACAAUGGCACAAUGCUGCAAGAUGAGAGCCUGGUGCCCAUGUUCCGAACUUCCGAUUUGAAUCCUGACACAUUCGGCAGUAUUUUCUUCAAGAACGAUUUCCUGUCUGAGCUUGAUGAAGGUCCUGUCAAGCGUGUUCGCAUUUCAGUAAAUGUAUAUCAAAACACCAGAUUGUUUGAAGUCAGUGAAGAAUCAGCCGGUGACAGUCGUCAGUAUCAACUCAAUAGCAACAUCAUCGCGGCGAAAAUACUCGUUGAUGGACGCCCAAUCUCUGACCUGGACGGUACACAGGUCACCGUUGUGUUCCUGCCAAAUAAGGCCCUUCCAACAGACGAACGCAGCAAUUUAACCACCUGUGGAUACUGGAAUUUCACCGGAAAUGACAACGGCGGAUCCUGGUCGACAGACGGUUGUCGUUAUGUGAGCGAGGAGAAUGGCCGUGAUGUCUGUGUUUGUGAUCAUCUUACGAACUUCGCAGUGUUGCUGGACUUCUACGGGCAAGGCACCCUCACACACACCUUAGCUCUCAGCAUCAUUACAAUCGUUGGACUCAGCCUCUCCAUUCUCGGCUUGUCAUUGACAGUCCUCACAUUUAUAGUAUUCAGAAAGUUACGUCGCAACCGUGUACAACAGACGCUGUUUAACUUGGCCCUGGCCGAGCUGUUCUCGUGGAUUGUGUUCCUGGCCGGAAUCAACCAGACCCAGGACUAUGUCGGAUGCAUCACGGUCGCGGUGCUGCUGCACUAUCUCAUACUGGUGUCGUUCAUGUGGAUGCUGAUGGAGGCAGUGCUUCACUACUUUCAAUUUGUCAAAGUCCUUGGUACCUACAUCCCCAAAUACAUGCUGAAGACGGCCAUACCCGCAUGGGGUAUACCACUUCUCCCUCCCAUCAUCAUCCUGGCCAUUGACCCUGGCCUCUACAGAGGAGGCGAGAACUAUUGCUGGAUGUCCUUGACACCUUUCUACUACGGCUUCUCCCUCCCCGUUGGCCUCAUCAUCGUCAGCAACAUCGUCCUCUACAUCAUGGUGGUGGUCAAUAUCUGCAGAACGUCAUCAGCCGCUGUCCGGAGCUCACAAACAGAUCGUGACAGAAUAGUACUGAACGUCCGAGCUUCGUGUCUCUGUUUUAUACUUCUUGGUUUAAGCUGGGUGUUCGGCUACCUGGCCAUCGCAGAUGCUAGGGUGGUGUUCCAGUACGUCUUCACCAUCACCAACACCUUACAGGGCUUCCUCAUCUUCAUCCUCUUCACAGCCCGUAACAAGGAGGUGAGAGACAGCUGGAGAGAGCUGUGCUGCAAGAAGAAGACUCAACGAGCGAAAUCGAACUUGUACAGUGUCACUGGAACAGCCAAUACAAAGGAAUCCACCUACAGCACUGGCACCGAUAGUCAGAGUAACACAGCUGUCACUGGAGAGUCUAAUGGCUCUGUGGGCACAAUGUGUUAAGCCCAUUUCUGGUGUCCCCCGCCGUGAUAUUGCUGGAAUAUUGCUAAAAGCGGCGUAAAACUAAACUCAGUCAGUCAGUCUAAUGGCUCUGAGAAGGAACCUUGAAAUAAUAACCCAUCUGAGCACGUCCCCUGCGAAAAGCUCUGAUACUCAUCAGCAACAGGAACCGAAAUAUUAACACCACUGAUCUAUGCAAAGACUUGACACAAUUUGAGACGAGAAAGCAUCAUGUUGAAACCUUGUUAAGAACCAUAGGACAUACCUUCAUGUCUUUUUCAUGGUGCCACCAGUCAAUACAAUUCCGUCUUUAGAACUACUGACUUAACUCUAGUAAAGUGCCUUUACAGUAUAUAAUUGUCUCUGUGUAUUGCUCUAGUGGUCUCUAGAUGUGAUCCCUUUAGAUGGAGUCGUUAUAUUGAAGUUAUGUCAUCUUCAAAGGCCUUCUCUGUAAAACCAUUUAGCUUUGUAUAGUGUCAGGACUGUCUCAGAAAGUAUAACGUGAGUCUCGAUCUCUCAUCACAACAUAAUUACCUUGUAGCCUUGGCCUGUCACCUACAAUUUACCUGGAACCGCAUGGAUCUAUAUCAUUAGCUAUAACAUACUAGGUACUAAGGAUUACUAAUUCUAUGAAAAGAUUGGUUGGUGCUGUAAGGGAAUUCAUUAGCAAGGGACAGAUGCCUCGUAGUUGUUUGUUUAUUUUCAAAAUUUAUUACAUAGAUAGAAGUGGGUGAGUUGAGUUUUACGUCGUUUUAGCAAUAUUCCAGCAAUAUCACGGCGGGAGAAAUGGGCUUCACACAUCGUACCCAUGUGCGGAAUCGAACCCGGGCCUACGGCGUGACGAGCGAACGCUUUAACCACUAGGCUACCCCACCGCCCACAUAGACAGAAGACAUAUUAUCUAUUGUCACCUUAUAAAACAUGCACAUGCUUUGUGAGGUGGCGUGGUGCUGUGUACUGACUGCCAGAUGUCAGGAAAAGCUAAACCAUAUUGGCCACGGAGAGAAGGUGCAUGGCUGACUGUGUUUGUCAAGCUCUAGAGGGUUUUAAGUUGUUAGAUCCUGUCCUGUAGUGAAACACCUGUUAUAUGUGGUGGUCUUUGUUCGCAACAGCAAUGCCCAUUGUUCACCCAACAAACAAUGGAUAUCCGGCAUGGUGAAAUGGUAACGUGAAUCUUAACAUGAAUGUUAACCUUCUAGCAUUCGAGUGCACGCUGAUCCACCGAUCGGGGUAAUAUUAUGCCACUUACCGCUUGAUUAAUGUCGUCAGUGAUGUAAACCUCUCUGCCAUACGCAGCUGGCACGCCUUGGUAUAACUGCGAUACUGUUCAAAUUGACGUAAAAGUUCUGUAAAUGUAUUACACUUAAAUUGAAUAAACUUAAUUACACGAACAAAUGCUGUGUAUAAUAA
Messenger RNA from Haliotis rubra (blacklip abalone), 5179 nucleotides. RefSeq lists its product as uncharacterized. The record is from RefSeq and is a predicted model, not a curated record. Gene Ontology annotation, biological process: cell surface receptor signaling pathway; G protein-coupled receptor signaling pathway. Gene Ontology annotation, molecular function: G protein-coupled receptor activity. Gene Ontology annotation, cellular component: membrane. Lineage: Eukaryota; Metazoa; Mollusca; Gastropoda; Lepetellida; Haliotidae. The coding region runs from base 71 to 3772 and encodes 1233 amino acids. The transcript has 23 exons.